Molecule: messenger RNA, 1119 nt
Organism: Fonsecaea erecta
Lineage: Eukaryota; Fungi; Ascomycota; Eurotiomycetes; Chaetothyriales; Herpotrichiellaceae
Exons: 3
Coding region: 1-1119 (372 amino acids)
Cellular component (GO): cytoplasm
Molecular function (GO): glutathione transferase activity
Source: RefSeq, a predicted model, not a curated record
AUGUCAUCGGUACGGAGCAGCUCUCUCUUUGCAGCCUCUAUCCUCGCUCUUCUUGUCUCUAUCGUCGCAUUAUACUACCUCGAGCUGGGGCUGAACAUAGACUUCUUGCUACAGGGUAAAGGAACGAUCACGGACUGGGUGAAGCCGGGCGACACCUCGGGCGAGUUCAAGAGACAGGUUUCGUCGUUUCGGAACUGGAUCUCAAGCGAUCCGAACGCUGAAUUUCCCGCGGAGAAGGGGAGAUACCAUCUAUACGUCAGCUACGCUUGUCCUUGGGCACACCGGACACUCAUCGUGCGGAAACUGAAGGGUUUGGAAGAGAUCAUUCCCUACACCAGCGUGCACUGGCACCUGGCCGAGAAAGGCUGGCGCUUCGCCACACCCGACGAGCAGGUCGCUGGCGACAAUGUCACCCCAGACCCCCUACACCCGGAAUACACCCAUCUUCGGGACCUCUACUUUGCCGCCAACCCGAACUACGAGGGUCGCUUCACGGUGCCCACCCUCUGGGACAAGAAGAAACAGACGAUCGUGAGCAACGAGUCCGCGGAGAUCAUCCGCAUGCUCUACACCGCGUUUGACGACCUCCUUCCUGAAAAGUACAAAAACGUGGUGCUGUACCCGGACGACCUCCAGGCCAAGAUCGAGGAGGUGAACAAGUGGACCUACGACGACAUCAACAACGGCGUCUACAAGUCCGGCUUCGCCACCACCCAGGAAGCCUAUGAACGCAACGUCGUCCAACUCUUCAAGUCGCUCGACCGCACCGAAUCCAUCCUCGCCGAAUCCUCGUCUAAGGGACCGUUCUAUUUCGGCUCGCAGCUCACCGAGGCCGACGUGCGGCUGUACACCACGAUCGUUCGCUUUGACCCGGUCUAUGUGCAGCAUUUCAAGUGCAACCUCAAGGACAUCCGGAGUGGGUACCCGCACCUCCACCGGUGGUUGAGGCAUUUGUACUGGACCAUCCCGGCGUUUGGCGAGACGACACAGUUUGAACAUAUCAAGAAGCAUUAUACCAAGAGCCACAAGCAGAUAAACCCGUUUGGAAUCACGCCGGUCGGACCUGUGCCGGAUAUUCUGAAGGAGGACGAAGAGGUCGGUGCGGUGGUGAAGAAGUGA